AUGAGGAUUUUUGCUACGGUUGAGUUGCCUAAAAAAGGGAUGACGAGUGUGAAUCAGGUAUGGCGGGUAGGGCCGUCGGUCUCGGCUGAUGGGUUUCCGGCGAAACAUGCUUUUCAGCCGGCGAAUUUGGGGGCGAAAGGGCGGUUGGAUUUGUUAAGUGGACAAAGUAUCAGCGGACCUAGCGGUGGAAUUAGAGGUGGUGAUUCCAGAACGAAAAAUAGAAAUGAGUAA
Messenger RNA from Lactuca virosa, 231 nucleotides. The record is from the annotation of a GenBank genome assembly. Lineage: Eukaryota; Viridiplantae; Streptophyta; Magnoliopsida; Asterales; Asteraceae.